Messenger RNA from Ogataea polymorpha, 1651 nucleotides. RefSeq lists its product as uncharacterized. Bases 5 to 601 code for a protein of 198 amino acids. The record is from RefSeq and is a predicted model, not a curated record. The transcript has a single exon. Gene Ontology annotation, cellular component: mitochondrion. Lineage: Eukaryota; Fungi; Ascomycota; Pichiomycetes; Pichiales; Pichiaceae. Gene Ontology annotation, biological process: regulation of lipid metabolic process.
GAGAAUGAGCUCUGUUGCACUGAAACUGACCACGUUGCUUGUGCGGCAGAUCGCCAAGCCCAUCGCCAACACGAUAAAACACGAGGCUAAGAACCACAAGGGGUUCAAGGUGGUGUGUGUGCGCGUUGCACAGUAUUUCCAUUUUCUCGACGAAAGACUGAAAACGUCGCUUUUGCGCAGUAAAGCACGCCCGGUUCGCCCGCUCAACGAGGCAAAAGCCAUUCAGAACGGAGCAGAGAUCUUAUCGGAAACGUUUAUAUUUAGCGUUGCUGCAGGAGCACUUCUUUAUGAAUCAAAUAGACAGCGAGUCAAGGAGAAUAAUAGAAAGGACGCAAUGGAGGAGGACGUUAGACGAUUGGAAGAAGAGAUCUCUGAGCUGAGAGAAGUGGUGAAAAAAAUGGGCGGCGGGAAGCUUGUGGCAGAUAUUGAACUGCAAAACAACAAUCCAGAGAUCGUCGUCGCCGUGCCCAAAGGCAACCCUGCCAACUUGGUUGGGGAAAUUAAGAGAGAAAAGCAGAUCCUAAGAGAGGAAGAAAAGCUCCGGCAACAGGCGGUAGAGAAGGAAAAGGGAGCGAUAGACGAGAAAUCUGAUCAUAAGUGAUGUCAUUACCUGUAUAUAGAUGAAUACUCUUGCGUGUUAAUUGUUUAUCCGAGAUCCAUUUCCCGCAAAAUGGCCUCGCCCUCGCUGAUGGCGUCUCCGGCGCCAUCCUUGCCGUCCCGCUCCAGCUGGAGUCCUUCACGGACCUUGUUGAUGCCCCUGAGGUAUCGGAUCACAAAACUCUCACAUGAGAAGUUGAGCUUUAACAUUUCCUCGAGCUCGUAAAAUUGUGUCUGUUGCCCAGCAACCGUUAGUUCCCAUAGCAACGACACUAUAUACAUCGCGAGAUGUGUCUUGGAGCCCGAUCUGAACAAAGGCGCAGUCUCCAGCCUCAGAAAAUGGUGUGUUUGAUAGUCCUUCUUGUCUGCGUCCUCGUCAAACCGCUUAUCCAGCGCGUUAUCGACAACCUGAUAUGGAUACCGUCCCACAAUCUCCGACGACUUGGUGUCGUGCGAAUUCUGGAGAAAUCGCAGAAAACGAUAGAUCUUGGGCUGAUAGCGUCUUGGCACCCCAUCAUUGACGCGCUCCCUUGCUUUUACGGGGUCGUCUUCAUACCCUGUCUCCUUUUCGUUUAGUCUCUUGAGAAUCUCCAGACCUACAGGCCACAUCUCCCGGGUAUCAGUGCCGUAGAUCCGCACCAGGAGAGCAAAGAUGCGGUAGCUUGUCUCCCACCUGCCCUGCGUCAGAUUUAUAUGCAACAGGGUAGUCAACAUCCUUACAUGGCUCCGGAGCGAGCCUCUGGCGUUCACGUGACUGCGCGCUAUUCCAGUUUGAGAUGGAAUAAUCUCGUCGCCACAGAUAAGAGUCUGUAGCUCGGCAUCCUCAUUGGAAUAGGCGUGAGCUUUUUCAGGGGCUUCGCGCUCGACCAAUGAGGGGCUCCCAUCUUCGAUCCAUCGUUCGUAUGAGUUUUCCAGAAUACCGUUGCCUUUGUUUGCGUUCUUUGGUCUGUUGUCGGGGUUAAAUAUGCGUUUACCCGGCUGGGACGCGACCUGACUUGCCGCGUACUUGGCGACCCUUUUCGCGAGCUGGAUACGGCGCCGAUUUGCAAAAUCU